AUGAAGAUCAGCAACACCCAAAUUCCCUUCGGCCCUUGUCAUGCAGUGCUCGCAGCAGGCAUGCCCACUCAGCCACUCGGCGGCCGUUUUCAGGUUGAGCUGUCUAUAGUUGUUGGAGGUCGCUCCUGCUCCUGUGCCGGCAUUCAGUUCACCAAGCCUUGCAAUGGCCCGCUCCAGCUCUCUGCUCGCUUUCUUGCUGUUGGCGCUGGGCUGCUCCGCGAUGCUUUGCUUUGUGGGCACAACUCCAUCUCCUGUGAGCAAGUCUUUGCGUGCGCCAGCGGUUCAGAUGGAGGCGCGCGGUGGCAGCGAGGGCGCGCUGGGCGACAUGAGCCCUGA
This is a messenger RNA of Symbiodinium natans, 336 nucleotides long. The record is from the annotation of a GenBank genome assembly. NCBI's taxonomy places the organism in Eukaryota, Dinophyceae, Suessiales, Symbiodiniaceae.